This is a messenger RNA of Neurospora tetrasperma FGSC 2508, 1273 nucleotides long. RefSeq lists its product as uncharacterized. The record is from RefSeq and is a predicted model, not a curated record. The transcript has 2 exons. NCBI's taxonomy places the organism in Eukaryota, Fungi, Ascomycota, Sordariomycetes, Sordariales, Sordariaceae. Bases 59 to 1093 code for a protein of 344 amino acids.
CCCCCGGCAGCUACCCCGGCGCCGUACAGGACUACCGCCCGUCAUCCAACACAACACCAUGGCUUCCAUUUCCAGUAGGCUCAGCAGCCAAUUCGUCCUGCUUGCACACCGGACGGCGCCAUGUGCCAGGACUGCAUCUCAAGCCUCGGGAACGCGUUUCGUCCUGGUCUUCGGCUCUGGCUCCGGCUCCGGCUUCCGCACCGCCCAAUCGGCACGCUUCUUUGCCUCCAAGGCUAAGAAGGCAGCGAAGAAGCCGACCUCGUCAUCCACCGUCAUCACUACCGUAACCGCUCCUCCCACUGUUGUCCCCGCCUCAUAUGCCGAACAGCUAGCGAAGAAGGGCCGGACCCUCCUCUACGAGGCUCACUCGCACGCCUGGUUCCGCUUCGCCAGCUUCACCACCGGCAGCUUCUGCAUCGCCUACUCGCUCUACAACUACUGGAGCGUCCACCUCAACCCUCCGGCGGACCUAUCCACCUGGGUCCCCUAUGCCUACGGCGUCAUCUGCGCCAUGACCAUUGGCAUGGGCGGCUACUUCUUCAUGGGCUUGCGGCGCAUCAUCCGGCACAUCGAGGCCGUGCCGGCCUCCCAGCUCCUCACCAGCAAGCCCAAGGCCGUUCCCGUCACCACCCCUACCCCGAUUUACCUCGAGGUCGCCUACAGCCGCGCCAUCCCCUUCUUGCCCAACAAGAAGGAGUACUACCACCCUUCCGAGGUCGAGAUGCCCUUCCGCAUGCAGCUGCUGUGCGAGAAGCUGAACACCCUUAGCGCGCAGAAAAACGUGGGCAAGAACCUCCCUACCACCAAGACCGGACAGAUCAUUGCGGCGAGCAAGCAGAAGGCUGCUAGGGAGAAGGAGCGCAAGGAAAGGAUGCAGCAUCUGCUUACCCUGCCGUUCAGGGACGCGGCGAAAGUGUUUCGCGGGGCGUAUGAUGGCCUCAGGAGGUCGUUCUACCGUGAGGGCUUUGCCAAGGUCUAUCUGAGGGGCGUGGAGUAUAAGUUGGACAUGACUUCUGGAUGGGCGCUGGAUGAUGGAAGGGCUAUUGAUCGGUUGGUCCAUGUCAAGCCGAGUGCGAAUAUUAGCGCGUAUUGAGCGGGCGUGCUUGGAAAGGUGAGCCGGGAGGGAAAGGAGUUGCGGUUAGGUAUGCCCCCCUGACCCGCAGGACACGAUACCGUUCUGCAUAGACUACUGUAGCAUCAACAUAUGUAUAAUAACACGCGGAUGGUAUGGAAUCAAAUAGAGGAAGGAAUGGAAAGUUGACUUCUAAGGAUC